Molecule: messenger RNA, 1959 nt
Organism: Pocillopora verrucosa
Lineage: Eukaryota; Metazoa; Cnidaria; Anthozoa; Scleractinia; Pocilloporidae
Product: ATPase family AAA domain-containing protein 3
Biological process (GO): mitochondrion organization
Cellular component (GO): mitochondrion
Molecular function (GO): zinc ion binding; ATP binding; ATP hydrolysis activity
Source: RefSeq, a predicted model, not a curated record
CGAAGUUUUGCACGUGUGGGAACUUACAUCAGACAUCAGUUGAAAACCUAUAAAAAAUUUCCCCAAGUGGAGGAGAUUGCGUACCUUCUUGAUGUCCUGGUUAUUUGGAGUUAACAAGCCUUCCCCACCUGGUGAGGGGCCUCCGUUGAUCCCGGGUUCUCCGCCGGGAGGAGACGAUAAAAGUGGAGGAGAUGAAGGAUCGAAGGAUGAGAACUCAGAGAAUGAAGGCUCCAAAGGUGCCCCUGUUUGGAGAAGCUUCGAUCCGUCGGGUCUUGAAAGGGCUGCUAAAGCUGCAAGGGAACUCGAGAAAUCACAUCACUCGAAAGAGGCUCUUGAGAUGGCAAGAGUUCAGGAAGCAACAAAGCAAUUGGAGCAACAGCGUAAAAUUAAGGAAUAUGAAGCAAGCAUCCAACAGAUACAAAUGGACAAAGUGAGAGUGGAACAGGAGGAAAAGAGGAAAACCCUUGCAGCAGAAACUCAACAACAUCAACAGCGUGCUCAGUACCAAGACCAGCUAGCAAGGAAACGUUACGAUGAUCAACUUUCACAACAGCGUCGUAUGAAUGAAGAAAAUUUGGCUAAACAGGAAGAGUCAGUGAAGAAACAAGAAGCCAUGAAAAGAGGCACAAUUGAAUAUGAAGCCCAGAUAAAACAUGACAAUGAAAUGAAAAGACUGGAAGCAGAGCUCCGUGGCAAAGCUAAAAUAGAACGUGAGAACAAGGACAUUAGAAUGGAACAGAUUAAACUCAAAGCUGCAGAGCAAAGAGAGACUGUUCUGCAAUCAAUCAAGACAGCAGGUAGCAUCCUUGGAGCAGGAUUUGAUGCAUUCAUCUCAGACUGGGAUAAAAUAUCUGCCACAGCUGCAGGCCUCACCCUCCUUGCUCUUGGUGUUUACACAGCUAAAUAUGGCACAGGAGUCACAGCCAGAUUCAUUGAAGCUCGCUUAGGGAAACCAAGUCUUGUUCGUGACACAUCAAGAUUAAGUGUUUUUGGUACUUUGCGACACCCAGUUCAGACUGUUAGGAAAAUGUUUGUAAAUUAUGAAGACUCAUUGCAAGGAAUUAUUUUGAGGCCCAGUCUUGAAAAGAGACUUCAAGAAGUAAGCAAAGCAACAGCGAAUACUAAGAAAAACAAAGGACUGUACAGGAAUCUACUGUUUUAUGGUCCACCAGGGACUGGAAAAACGAUGUUUGCAAAGAGCCUUGCCAAGCAUUCUGGGAUGGAUUAUGGUAUUAUGACUGGUGGAGAUAUUGUUCCUAUGGGAAAGGAAGGAGUGACAGCCAUGCACAAGGCGUUUGACUGGGCCCAGACCUCUAGGAGAGGUCUUCUUCUCUUUGUGGACGAGGCUGAUGCUUUCUUACGCAAACGUAAUCAGGAAAAGAUGAGUGAGGACCUGAGAAGCACAUUGAACGCUUUUCUCUACAGAACUGGUGAAUCUUCACGCAAGUUCAUGUUAGUUCUCGCUAGUAACCAGCCUGACCAGUUUGACUGGGCCAUCAAUGACCGGUUAGACGAGAUGAUUGAGUUUGGUCUGCCAACUCUCGAGGAACGAGUACGUUUAGUCCGGCAGUAUUUCGAGGAACACGUUUUAAAACCGGCCACAACAGGAUCGCGAACAAGUCGUAUGAAAAUUGCGAACUUCGACUUUAGCAAGAAAUGCCAGCAAAUUGCCGAAGUGACAGAAGGUCUCUCUGGAAGAGAAAUAUCAAAAAUAGCGAUUGCUUGGCAGGCUAGUGCUUAUGGUUCGCCAGAUGGUGUCCUCACAGAGGAUAUGAUGGAUGAAAGAGUGGAAGAAGCUGUACGACAACACAAGCAAAAAGUAGAAUGGCAUCAAACGGAGCCAUUAACUGAAACAACUGCGUCAGUGACCACAACAGAGAAAAAUAAAGCGUCCUCUCCGAAAAGAACUUAAAUUUAACUUAUCUUCAUUAAAUGAUUUGGGAAAUCUUUUUAAUAGAG